GCUUCCAGUGGUUGUUACCUUGCUUGGAGCUUGUCUAGCGGAGCUGAGCAAUGGUUGAUCUCAUCCAUCACCCAUCUUCAACGUUUCGCUAUCUUUCCCAUCUUACCAUAAAACCCAACAUCUCCCACGUAUUAUCUUUCAUUUUACUCCCUUGACAUUCUUUCGGGCAAACCUAUAUGGGGCACCAUACCAACCCAGAGUAUCCGUAGCUUCUAAACGAUAUCGGAACCUUGCCGUGGAGUCUACAUUCUACCGGUUGUCGCUUCGAAACCGUUGCACAACUACAGCACGGUCUGGUAUGGUCUACAGGUGUUACACACCCGUCAGUUUCUGUGUCUUUGAACCCCUGCUCGACUACACUAGCUUGGUCGCCUAAAGUUAGAUCGAAACAGCUCGAUUUUGGUCAAUUCUGUUGCACAUGCGCGCACACGAGCACAUCCCUCACUCUCAGCGCCAAUCCCUGGAUAUCAUCCGCAGCCAGCGUCUCGUCAUCAUCGUUCGUGUGCACCCCAAAUAACCAACUGGGUUAAUCGACUAUUCACCAACCGCAGACACAACAUCCCACGCUCACGAAUUGAGAGGGGGAAUCAGCAGGCACGCGAUCGCAGCUUUCGUCACUCGUUGAACCUCCCUCAACAAACUCACACGCCCCCUCCAUUCUCCAUCUCCAAGGCUUGGGAGUCUGCCCCUCUCUCCGUCUUCCUCCCGCUCGAGGGACGUACGGUACCUACGUGUGGUAAUUACCUACCGUACCUCACGCAACGACUUGCCCGUCUUGGAUAGCAUUACUCGCGCCUCGUGGGUAUUUUAAACUCCUCGUUGUGGCCCGUGAGAAAGGUCCGGCGCCCCUCAUCCGCCAUACACCACCGUCGUCCUUCCGUCUCCGGCAAUACAUCAUCAGAGCAUCUCACCUAUUACCAACAGCCCUUUGAGGAACACGACUCCAGUCGUGCAGUGCAGGUUCAAGGUUUACAAUGGAACCCAGCGGCAUGCACAUCCCUGAAGAUGCGUCGUUGCAGUACGAAUAUAUAACCCCAAUUGGAUACUUCAAAUCAUCAAGAUGCGGUUACUGUGGGAAACGUGACAAGAGUCAGUCAAAACGUGAAUUGAGCCCCUGCACCUCCAGUACCUUUUGACCACCCCAAGACUCGCAUACAUUUACGUCACGAGACACUCGUGAUUACACGGCCGUGUCAUCGAUGGUUGUUCUGAAGUUCAGAUCAAUCACUUCAUAUAAGCCCUUGAGUCACACGGUCUCCUGAACGUAAGGCUAACUAGUACGUGGGGUUAUAGGCUACGCUUACCACGCAGUGACAACUUCUUUGAGUCCUGCGUUCUACCAAACUCUCCUUGAUAGAUAUUGGAGACGUUCAGGCACUCUCAUGUACCGACCCGAUCAACGUCGGUCAUGUUGCCCACACUAUACUAUUCGUCUUGAUUCUAGCCAGUUUAAGCCAUCCAGAGAUCAACGACAGACCGUCAACCGUUUCAAUAAGUAUGUCAUGGGAGAGGCUUACAUGAAAGAGGCGGCUCGCCUGUAUCCCAAAUCGCGUGAUCAGGCCAAGAAACGGGAUAACCAUUUUGAUCUCGUCGAACGAAUCCAUGAGGCUGAAGAGGCUAACCUGAAGAACCCUCCUGAGGCUGCCCAUAAACUCGUCGUGACUUUAGAGCAUGACGAUUGUACGGACGAGAAGUUUGCUGUUUACCAGAACUACCAGGCGGUAGUUCACAAGGAGUCUCCGGAUGAAAUUACCAAGAGCGGAUUUAGACGCUUCCUUUGUGACUCACCUUUGAGGAGAGAAACAAUGGUGACAUCCGAUGGGCGUAAACGUCGCCUGGGCUCGUAUCACCAAUGUUACAGGCUAGAUGGUAAGCUAGUUGCCAUUGGAGUGCUUGACCUUUUGCCCGAGUGUGUAAGCUCAGUAUACUUUCUUUAUCAUGAAAGUAUUCACCAGCAUGCGCCAGGGAAGCUUGGUGCACUGUAUGAGAUUGCCUUAUCCAUCGAGGAGGGCUAUGGCUGGUGGUACCCAGGCUAUUAUAUACACAGUUGCCCCAAGAUGUGGUACAAGAUUGAUUACUCACCUCAGUAUGUUCUUGACCCUGUCUCAUUGACAUGGGACCCGCUGGAUCGAACUGUGUUGGAUCUCCUCGACAAAAAGCCGUACGUGAGCCUUUCGCUUGAAAAGGAACCGGCCUCUCGCGAGAUCGAACAAGGUUCUGCGUCACCUGCCAAGGAUACAAACGAGAGUGACAAAGCGGAGGACAAAGGUUCCGACUCUGCAGCAUACGAUGAAGAUGACAACAACUGGUUGUUUGCUACUGGGAUGCCGGGCAUACCUCCGAUAUCCACGGUCGCUGACUGGGAUAUGGAUCAUAUCGCUUUGAAGAUUUCCCCAAGAGCCCCAUUAUACGAAACCUCAGACCUUGUCAGCUGGGAUGAACAAAGGGUCGAGGAAUAUCCGGGAAUGAGAGCUGGUGUUGCUGAGCUCAUCGCAGCAAUUGGCCCUGACUUGAUGGACCGGGUUUGCCUGGACUUUUCCCGGAGACACUAAGCGAAGAAUUCACGACUGGGACGCCAAUGGGAACUAUAAGUGUCAAGAAACGAUUUCUGUUCAUAUCUUGUAGGCCAAAUCUUGAGAAUCAGCUCACAACUCGAUACAUUUCACCGCUCAACAUAUUUGUACCUUUAAUGAAAGAAUAUUUCAAUGAAAGAAAACAUUCCAUUUACAAACUCUGAAGAAUGAAUGGAUGUCUCGAUAUCCUA
This is a messenger RNA of Fusarium odoratissimum NRRL 54006, 2764 nucleotides long. Its product is annotated as arginine-tRNA-protein transferase. The record is from RefSeq and is a predicted model, not a curated record. Gene Ontology annotation, biological process: protein arginylation. The coding region runs from base 1383 to 2552 and encodes 389 amino acids. The transcript has 2 exons. Gene Ontology annotation, cellular component: cytoplasm. Gene Ontology annotation, molecular function: arginyl-tRNA--protein transferase activity. Lineage: Eukaryota; Fungi; Ascomycota; Sordariomycetes; Hypocreales; Nectriaceae.